CAGUUCAUCGUCUGUCGGUUGUGGGAGAGGAGACAAAAAUGUCGGAGAUUGUCUGUCGCUGUCGGUAGUAACAUUCGAAUCGUCCUUCAAAACUGUGUUUUCUCUGUUGGUGUUAAAUUCAACAACUCUUAUUUUACAUACAAUACAGUUAAAGUGAAUCAAUAUGUUGUGGUGUUUAUAGAACGAUUUUCCCUGAAAACUUGGAAAUAAUGGUAAAUUUCAACACAUGUUUUUCUCGAAUCUGUUCAGUUACAAAAAAAUUACAUCACGGUAUUGCCCAACUGACAUUAUUUCGUCUAGACUGGUAUUUUUAAAAGAUUGGACUUGAUACUCGAUGUAUUUACAAAACAGGUAAAAGGUGGUUAUGCCACCUUGGUGCCCCGUAACCCCCUACAAGGGGUUGUUCAUAUUAGUGCUGGCAUUCGUACUUCUGGAAUACAUUCUCAACACGAAUUCGACAUUCGACAAUACGAAUAAGUUACCAAAAGAAGAAAAAGAAUCUUCGGGCUAUGGUCCUCUCCUGAAGACAUUACUGUUUAAGAACAACAAAACUUACGAUCAUAAUAACUCCCUCAUUUACACAACGAAGAAUGAAUCCUAUUAUAAUUACGUCGUAACCGAGCCACCAUUCCUAACUACGAACCUCAACUUGAACGUUUCUUUUUCUACGCCUGCUGUGAUUGAAGUUUCAACCGUCAUCGAAGCUGGAAACGAUACGAAGAUUAAUUCCACCGCUUUGCCGUUGUGUCCGGACGAUAUUUCGUCGAAUUUGGUUGGUAGAAUCCCCAUCAUUCGAACACCAGUACCCACAGUCCAAGGACUAGAGAAACAAUUUACUUGGCUUAAACCCGGGGGGCACUGGCAACCAUCCAACUGCAAAGUGUUAAAAAGUGUAGCUAUUGUGAUUCCAUAUCGAUGUAGAGGGGAGCAUCUGCUUCUGUUCCUGCAGCACAUGCAUCCGUUCUUAAGGAAGCAGAUGUUGGAUUAUACUAUUUUUGUGGUAGAGCAGGAAGGCGAUGGACCGUUCAACAGAGCCAUGUUGAUGAACAUCGGGUUCGACGAGGCGUUGAAGAGCAGAAAGUUCGAUUGUUUUAUCUUUCAUGACAUAGACCUCUUGCCUGAGGAUGAUCGGAACUUGUAUACUUGUCCCGAACAACCGAGGCAUAUGAGCGUCGCUGUAGAUAUUUUUAAAUAUAAGUUACCGUAUCCAGCAAUAUUUGGUGGAGUCUCAGCUAUUAGCACAGAACAUUUUAAAUUAUUAAACGGCUUUUCGAAUUCGUUCUGGGGAUGGGGCGGAGAAGAUGACGACAUGUCCAAUCGGAUUAGGUACCACCAUCUUCACAUUUCCAGAUAUCCCGUCACGAUAGCUCGGUACACAAUGUUAACGCACAAGAAGGAUACGCCUAGCUCGACUCGGUACGAGAUCCUUAAACAAGGCCAACAAAAAUACGACAAAGACGGAUUGAACAGUUUAAAAUUCAAGCUAAUUACGAAGAAGCUGACUCCUUUGUAUUCCUGGGUCUUCGUAAAUAUUGAGCCGCUUAGUUGAUGAUCACAUUAGGCGUAAUAGAGUGUUCAAUUAGUGAGAUUUAAUUGUGAUGUAGCGAAAGGAUGUAACGCAGAAUCAGUCAUACAAUAAUUUAUAAGCAAAACCGUAUCUUAAUUAGGUUAAUACUUCGAUAUACAGUGGGCGAUUAAAUUAUUGGAGCUACAAGAUGCAAUUAGUAAGUGAAGAAAUACUGAGUUUGUACCUAUUCUCGUUUAAGAAUAUGUAUUUCCAAUAUUUGAAUUAUAAUAGACGUUCAUUUUAGCAAGUUGCCCUAAUAGUUUGACCACCCACUGUAAUUAAUUAAUUAAAGCGGUGACUUAAUGAUCUUUUCAAAUUUUGUAGUAAAACACUGAUUUUGAAUAGCUUUUCAGUUGAUUUUGUGGAAUAGGGCUUUUCAUCGAUUGUCAUUUGUUUCGAGCUUGUCAGACGUUGUAUAAUCUGUGUAUACGUUAAUAUACACGGAUUAUACGAUAUUUGACAGAAGCUCGAAACAAAUGACUGCGAAUGAAAAGCCCUAUAGGGCAUUCCAACAUGCUGUCAAAAUUAAAUCAAUAUGGGGGCUGGGAGGCAAACAUAAAUGUUAUUCUGUUAGUUCUUAAUGUUUUUUAGAUAAUUUAAGUUACGUUUCCUUGUAAUUUUGUUUUGUACAAGGAUUAAUUUAACAUUUUCACUGGACGAAUUAAUUUAAAAAGAUAAUAUGCCUCAUUUCUGUUGUGUAUUGAAGUGUCGAAUGCGAAGUAACCGUGGUAAAGUUCAGUUUUAUCGGUUACCAUCAGUGCUACAUUUUAAGCAUAAAACUGAACUAAAUAAGUGAUCAUCUGAGAGACAGAAACAAUGGUUCAAGACUAUAAAAUGUCCUAUAAAAAUGCUAAAUAACUAUGGUACCUACGCUAAACAUUCACUCAUGUUUAUUUAUUGACUGCUUAAAGCUAAAUAAAGUCGUUCGAGUACUUCUGCAACUAAAAACUACACAAAAUUAACAACAAAAUGUUCGGAAAAUACAACUAAAAAACUAUACAAUGUCUCCCAGCAGUGUCAUAAACGUCAAAAACUUGGUAUGCCCUAUGUAGUUAUCCGUAUCCUUAGCCCACUAUUUCCGCCAAGUAUUAGUAUUUUUACGUGUGGCAGGUUUUUACAUAAUUAUUACGUAAAUUCGUUAAUUAUUCCUUCGUAAAUAUUGUUUUUCAUGUAAAAUUUUUCUUUAUCACAUAGUAAGAUGAUUUUUCUUUUUUAAAUAGUGCUUUUGACGCGUAAAUUGCAAAAAUAUAUAUAUUUUUUUUUGUUUUUUUUUUUAUAAGUUUCUACAUGAAAUUUACGUAGCUAUGCACAUAUUUUACAUGUUUUAGGCUAAUUAUGUAAAAUUGUUGAAAUUUUGUAUCUGAAAAUUUAAAGCAGUUGCAAUAACAUUCUAUAAUUCCCACUCAAUUGUGUCCAAAUUGUACAUAAUUUUUGAGUUUUCUUUAAGCGUUAACGUGAUCAUUAUGUAAAUAAGUUGAUUUUUCUCUCUAAAAAGUGCUUUUUGAUCCAAAAACGCUGAAAGGCCUUUACGAUAAUAUUUUAUGUAAAUUCCAACGUAAUUUCAUUCAAAUUGUACGUGAUAUUAGAGUUUUCUUUAAAUUAUUACGUGAUUAUUACGUAAGUAAGUUUUUUUAUAUUUAAAAUAGUUGAAAGGCAUUUACAAUACCAUUUGAUGUGAAUUUCAACCAUAUUUGCCCUAAAUUUUUACAUGAUUUUCGAGAUCUGUACGAGUCUUCUUUAAAUAAUUACGUGAUUAUUUUGUAAAUGAGUUGAAUUUCGGUGCUUUCUGACCUAAAAUCACGGAAAGGCAUUUGCAAUAAUAUUCUAAGUGAAUUUCCACUUAAUUGCAUCCAAAUUAUACAUAAUUUUUGAGUUUUCUUUAAAUGAGUACGUAAUUAUUAUGUAAAUGAGUUGAUUUUCGUCUCUGACAUGAUGCUUUCUGACCUAAAAUCAUUGAAAGGCAUUUGCAAUAAUAUUCUUUGUUAAUUUCCACUUAAUUGCAUCCAAAUUUUACAUAAUUUUUGAGUUUUAUUUAAACGACUACGUGAUUAUUAUGUAAAAAAGUUGAUUUUCUCUCUAAAAGAGUGCUUUUUGAUCUAAAAUCACUGAAAGACAUUUACAGUAAUAUUCUAUGUAAACUCCAUCUUAGUUUUAUCCAAAUUGUACGUGAUAUUCGAGAUUUCUUUAAUUUGUUACGUGAACAUUAUGUAGAUAAAUUGAUAUUCUUCUCUUAAAUGCUGUUUUUUUUUAUUUAAAACAGUAAAGGACAUUUCCAAAAUACAUUUUAUGUGAUUUUAAACUUAUUUACCCGAAAUUUUAAAUAAUUUUCGAGUUUUCGGCGAGUUUUCUUUAAAGUUUUACGUGAUUGUUAUGUAAAUAAAUUGAUUUUCCUCUCUUAUAUGCUGUUUUUUACUGAAAAUAGGUGAAAGGUAAUUACAAUACCAUUUGAUAUGAAUUUCAACCAUAUUUGCCCUAAAAUUUUACAUGAUUUUCGAGAUCUGUACGAGUCUUUUUUAAAUAAUUACGUGAUUAUUAUGUAAAUGAGUUGAAUUUCUUCUCUGACAUGGUGCUUUCUGACCUAAAAUCACUGAAAGACAUUUGCAAUAAUAUUCUAAGUGAAUUUUCACUUAACUGCAUCCAAAUUAUACAUAAUUUUUGAGUUUUCUUUAAAUGACUACGUGAUUAUUAUGCUGUAAAUGAGUUGGUUUUCGUCUCUGACAUGAUGCUUUUUGACCUAAAAUCAUUAAAAGGCAUUUGCAAUAAUAUUCUAUGUUAAUUUACACUUAAUUGCGUCCAAAUUUUACAUAAUUUUUGAGUUUUCUAUAAAUGACUACGUGAUUAUUAUGUAAAAAAGUUGAUUUUCUCUCUGAAAGAGUGCUUUUUGAUCAAAAAUCGCUGAAAGACAUUACCAGUAAUAUUCUAUGUAAACUACAUCUUAGUUUUAUCCAAAUUGUACGUGAUAUUCGAGAUUUCUUUAAUAUUACGUGAACAUUAUGUAAAUAAAUUGAUAUUCUUCUCUUAAAUGCUGUUUGUUGAUUUAAAACACUACAUUUUAUGUGACUUUCAACUUAUUUACCCGAAAUUUUACGUGAUUUUCGAGUUUUCGGCGAGUUUUCUUUAAAUUAUUACGUGAUUGUUAUGUAAAUAAAUUGAUUUUCCUCUCUUAUAUGCUGUUUUUGACUGAAAAUAGGUGAAAGGUAAUUACAAUAACAUUUUAUCUAAAUUUCAACCUACCCCCCCUAACAUUUUAUCUAAAUUUCAACUUACUUCCCCUAAAUUCUACAAGAUUUUCGAGUUUUCUACGAGUUUUAUUUAGAUUAAUAAUUAAUUCUCAUAUAAAUGAGUUGAUUUUUCCCUCUGAAAUAGUGCUUUUCACAUUCUAUGUUAGCUCCUACGUAACUCCGCAGAAUUGUACAUGAAAUAGUGCUUUUUUGGACAAGUUCGCCAAUCGCGUACUUCUAUAACAUAAACAAUAAUUUACAACGAUUUUCCCUAACUGCUUUGAAGUAUUAGUAAUAUUAAAUUUUUUUCUCUUGCUGACCCAAUAGCUUCUACCCUACCCUAUAUUAGAUUAUCAAUUCAGCGUAAUUUUUACGUAAUUUUCGUGUAUUCUUUCGUAAAUUAGUAAACUUAGAUACUAGUUUAUAAAUUUUCAGACCUAUAGAUCAGUUUUUUAUUUACAAAAUUUGGAAAUAUCUAUUGCGGCACUAAGAAAAUGCAAAUUUUACUAUAUAUACACUACGCCCUUCGGCAAACUGUGUAAACAAGUCUUAUGAAGACGCUAGGUUGUUGAUUUUUUACGUUAAAAGACUAUUAGACUUAAGACACUAAUUUUAAGAAAUAACUGAUAUUAAAUCCAGUAAAGAAUUAUUUUUUAAAACAAAGCAUUGCAGCAAGUAUUGUUUAUUGCAAAUCGUCCAUGUACUACCAGUUGUAGAAACUGCUCGAAAUAUUUUUAGGUUAGGUUUUAAAGAUUUGUUGUUUUUUUUUUUGUACUGUAAGUUUAUAUUAAAACGUUUUUAUUUGUAAAUAUAUGUACUUACCGACUUAUUAAAAUAAAUUGUAUUUUUGUUUAAAACAUACAAAAUCAA
Molecule: messenger RNA, 5658 nt
Organism: Diabrotica virgifera virgifera (western corn rootworm)
Lineage: Eukaryota; Metazoa; Arthropoda; Insecta; Coleoptera; Chrysomelidae
Product: beta-1,4-N-acetylgalactosaminyltransferase bre-4-like
Exons: 6
Coding region: 365-1549 (394 amino acids)
Biological process (GO): carbohydrate metabolic process; glycosphingolipid biosynthetic process
Molecular function (GO): N-acetyl-beta-glucosaminyl-derivative 4-beta-N-acetylgalactosaminyltransferase activity
Source: RefSeq, a predicted model, not a curated record